UGACUGUCUGGUAGGAUCCUAGACUCGUCCUCGCUCGUCCUACUAAGGCCAAGGCGGCGGCGGGGCUGUGGCGGGGUAUGAGGCCCAUAAUAUUUCUCCAGACAAGGGGCCUCCUUACCUAACAAAUUGCCAUACGGAGAUGUCCCAGCAAUACCAUUCAUUCAUUGGUAAUUAUCAUACAACCUGGUUGCCUCCGACAACAUCAAUCGACACCCAUCUAUUUCCUAAUUUUUGCGUAUCCUAUCAGUAGCAGCAACAGGAACCAACGAUAACCUCGGUUGACCUCGGUGUGCUCAUCCAAACAAACCUCAACCCUGCUACCAGCCUGUUUUACCAAUCGAACCACGGGCGCUUCCGAGACAGUCACCAACUCAUAUCCACCCAUCAUGGUGACCCUCGACCGUCAAGAGAUCAUUGCGAACAACAAAUCACUGCGUCUCAUCAAGAAUGAGCUCGAGCACUUGCUUGAAAAAGGCAUCAUAACCGACGAUGUCUUCGAUUCCAUCUCGCGCCUCCUACCCACGGAAUCAUCUCUAUCCGGCGCCCCGACCCCAGCAUCGCGGAAUGCCUCGGCCGUGUCGCCGCCUCCCGCGCCAGUAAACGCCAUGGCCAACCUGGCGCUGAGCCAGAACCCAUCACCGGGCCCGGCACCACCGGCCUACAACACCACAGGCCCGCCGGCCUUGCCCUCGCGCGCGAACCCGCCGCCGCCGCCUCCACCAACAAAGCCCGUUAUCGCCCGCGCGAGGGCGCUGUACCAGUACCGAGCCGCCGACGACCGCGACCUGUCGUUCGAGCGCGACGAUCAGAUCGCCGUGCACGAGUACAUGAACGACGACUGGUGGAUGGGACGCAACAACCGGACCGGCGCCGAGGGCAUCUUCCCCAAGAGCUACGUGCAGAUCGACCACGACGAGAAAGCGGGCUACUACGCCCCAGCACAGCCAAUGUACGCCUCGCCGGCGCCGGCGGGCCCGAAUGGCGGCUACCCGCCUCCACCCCAUGCCCAGAACCCUUACAACUCGCACGUCCCGCCCAUGGCUGUCGCGCAGGGAAGCGGUGGCCAGGAAGGCCAGCAGGGCGAGGAAAGCAAGGUUGGAGCGGCUGGCAAGAAAUUCGGCAAGAAACUCGGCAACGCUGCCAUCUUUGGUGCUGGUGCAACGCUCGGCGGCAACCUCGUCAACAGCAUCUUUUAGAUCACUGUCGGUUUCUAAUAUUAAUCAUAUCCUAAGGGACGGGAAGGGUAGCAUUAUGAUUUGGCUGCGUUUCUUGCCCAAAGUAGCUUGGCUCUUUUGUCAAUCUGUAGUAGUAUGGGAUGCGACAAGCUUUGAGCAUGAGCAAGAUCGCUACUCCAGUGGAUUGAAUCCGAUGCUUGUGUGAUAGACACUGCGUAGGCACUAGUAGUGUCUUUGGGUUUCCUGUUCAUAGGCUUAGAUAUAUUGGGCGUUCUUGCUUUUCUUUCAAUUUGAAAAAUCUUCAUUGGCUUAUCAUGAAUGACUUAGGAUGUCUCGUUUUUAUCGUGACAAGAGAAGAACUCGGCUUUCUAAAUGCAUGAUUCUCUGUACUGCGUGUGGUCUUCAAAAGAGGGCGAUAUACCACUCGUAGUCGGUCACGAUUAGACGCAACACAUGGCUGUGUAGAAUAGCUAAAUUAUAGCCCCUAUCCAAGCCGAGGAGGAAUCAUAUCACCUAAGACUUCUCUAAGACUUAUCCAUGUGAGAAGGAAAAGAGGUGCGGAUGAUCAUAUGAGAAAGAUAGUUUACAACGAGAGCUCAUGUAUCGUAAAAAUAUGUGUUUUGCUAUAAUAUGGC
Molecule: messenger RNA, 1810 nt
Organism: Xylaria bambusicola
Lineage: Eukaryota; Fungi; Ascomycota; Sordariomycetes; Xylariales; Xylariaceae
Product: SH3 domain-containing protein
Exons: 2
Coding region: 387-1196 (269 amino acids)
Biological process (GO): protein transport to vacuole involved in ubiquitin-dependent protein catabolic process via the multivesicular body sorting pathway
Cellular component (GO): ESCRT-0 complex
Molecular function (GO): protein binding
Source: RefSeq, a predicted model, not a curated record